Molecule: messenger RNA, 3364 nt
Organism: Chaetomium fimeti
Lineage: Eukaryota; Fungi; Ascomycota; Sordariomycetes; Sordariales; Chaetomiaceae
Exons: 3
Coding region: 164-3172 (1002 amino acids)
Molecular function (GO): protein binding
Source: RefSeq, a predicted model, not a curated record
UUGCCUCACUCAAAGUCGACUUCUAGGUGCCUUAUACUGGCCUGCUCGGGUUCUCCCACCUUCGUCUCUUUUGCGCAACCCCAACUAUCCGCAUCCCACUUUGCAUCGUCCUCGUACCGACCUCUCGUUUCCCCACCCUGACCCGACCACCCCCCGCCGCGCCAUGGCUUCCAUGGCCUCCCCGGCGACGCAAGAGCCGCUUGCAAGCCCAUCAACACCUCGCCCCUACAAUUUCAUGGCCUUACCGCACGAAGUUCAGAGGGAGAUCAUCAGCCAUUGCCCAAGGCGCGUUCUAAUCUGCGUCGCCUUGGUGUCGAAGCACUUCCGCGACCUUGCUGCCGCCCAGCUAUAUCGAGACUUCGAGAUCGUGUUCCCGGACGAGGAGGAUCCUCAGUUUGACACUCCCGUCGAUCCUCUUGCCGGCGGGUUCGACACCUUCGUCACGAGCGACUACAACUAUGCCCAGUGUCUGAGGAGUCUGACGUUUGACACCCUUUACAUGGGCGACAAGGCUGAGGGAGCCUAUCGCCCAUAUUCCGCCAACUUGAGCUGCGGCAAGUUUAUGAACACCCUUCUCCUCUUGACAUUGCGCAAGGCCCGGGCGCUAGAGUACUUUACGUGGAAUAUCCGAGUUGAGCUCAGCCGUCCGGUCUAUAAGGAGUUGCACCAAAUCGCGUCUUUGUCGCACGUCCACAUAAGGCUCCAAGCAGGGCCUUCGCAAUAUGAGACGCCUCCGCCUCUUCCCUUCAACCCGUCCCAGUCGACCUCCUCGCCGGGGCCAGCCCACACCGCACCCUUGGCUUCCCUCCCUCCCCCGGGGCCAGCUUUCCAGGGGCUAAUUCCCCCGCCUCCCCAAGGCUUCUAUGUGCCCGCUUCAACCAUGCUUCCGCCCCCCUUGCCCAAGCCUCCCCGUGCUAGGACUCCGAAGAAGGCGUCGGCGGGCAAGGAACCCCCAACCUUAUCUGGAUUUAGGGACCUCAAGAGCCUUUCUGUUCUCGACAUAGACACCCUCGACAUCGUAUCGGAACUCCAGGCGUGCCUGCGCAAUUCCGCCGGAACCCUCACGAAGCUUGAGCUAUCCUUCUCGGAGAAACUUGCUUCGUCGGCUCGGAAACCUACGGUCGAUCCCGAGCCUGAAGACUCGGAUCAGGAAGACGAACUGAUGCCUAUACCGGCACAGUCGCACGCGCAAAACGAAGAAAUGAGCGGACCAGCCAAGGCCUUCCGCGCACAGGAGGAGAGAAAGACACAGGACUCUAUCCUCGGCAGGAUCUUCGACGUUGAGUCCACACCAGCUGAAAAGCUUCAGGCGAUUGUUGUUGAUUCCGAUAAGAAGAAGAAGGGCAAAGUCAAGACCGAACAGGAGGUGGUUGACUUUAUCAAGUCAGUCGCACCAAAAGUUCUGGGGGAACUGAAUGGAACGAGCGAUUUCGUGGCUUCGCCGGAAACAAUUGACAUGUUCGGUGCCGCGGCUCGGAAAUACAUGGACGAGGCCAAGUCGCGGAGAGAAAAGCAGGACGAGAACCCGAGCGGAACCGGAUCCUCUUCGUCCGGCACCACCGAGACUCCCGAUAACAACACUGGCGAGACAUCGGCAGAAGAGGCUGCAGAAGCAAAUGCCCCAGCGGUGAGCCUUUUUGGCGAAUCGAAAGAGGACAAAAAAGACGCGGACCCCGACGAUAUCGAUAUUGAAGAGCCGGAAGAACAGCUCGUGAUGGACCAUGAAGAGCCCUCAGCUGCUGAUAUCCAAGCGGAUGAAGAAGCAACCACGCCAACGGAGGUCCCCCCGUCCACCGCAGCGGCCCUCGUCGAGACCAAGGUGGAGGAAUAUGCGAAGGUGAUGGCUACGUUAGAGUCACGAAAAGCCGACUACAAGGCUCUGGCUGAAGAACUUGAAAUGUUCGAGUCCCAGGCGAACACGCUGGGCAAGGAGAUUCGACGAUGGCGAUCCAAUAAGUCGUCCACCGACAUAAACCACCUUGGCGAGGCUGAGUCGCAAUUACUGGGGCUUACCCGGAGCGUGCGCGACAUGCAGAAGGAGAUCAGCGCGUGCCAGAUCGCGAUAGAAAGCGCCGAGGCGCUACCGCCUGGUGAGAAGGACUCGCGUAUCGAGCAAGCUCGCAACAUACGGGACUACAUUCGGCAGACGCGAGGCGUUGCCCUUGAAUCCCUUAGCAUCUACCUCAUCCCUGUCAGGGCGUCGGUCCUAUCUAAAGCGGUUGACCUGCGCGCCCUCCGCCACUUGACGUUGCUCAACGUCGGGAUCCAAGCACCCAUCUGGGCUCUGCUGGACAGGGAGAACAAGGAGGCGCCGCUGCCAUUGCGCAAGAUCUCCACCGACAACGUCUCACACAUCUUUCUGGCAUUCCUGUCGACGCUGGAGGAGCUGCACGAUCUCUUUUUGCUUGAGCGGGAUACCAAGGCCAAGCCCGAGAGCUUUGCACCUAGGACUCAAGCCUCCAUGGACCAGAUCCGGCGACUGGUCCUCAAGAAGCACAUGCCCAAGCUACGGCGCUUGAUGAUCAAGAAUAUGGCCGACACGACCUGGGACGUCGACGAGAAGACCGUUUUGCUGUUGUGCAGGCAAGGGAAGAACCUCGAGGAACUGGCCUGCAGCAUGAGCAUAAGAGCCAUGCACUGCCUCAUGCAACACUUGCCGGGUCUGACCACUCUCCGCGUCCUGCACGUCAUUCACCUACGCAACGACGACACGUGCAUGUGGGUGAUGCGAGAGACCAAGCGCUUCCUCAUCGACAUGGUCUCGCACUACCCGGAUCUGAAGCUUAAGCUGGUUUCGAUCGACGAGGAUGACCGGGUCGAUAAGCUUGUGCGCUUCCCAGAGCCGAAGAAGAAGACCACUACCGAAGAAGAGAAUGGAGGCGGGAAGAAGGAUGACAAGAAGGGCAAGGGGAAGCAGAAGGCUCUGACCUCGAUUCCGACCCUGAUAUCGUCGGUCUCGGUCAACGCCCUGUUGGAUUCGACGUCGGGCGUGGAGCUGGAUGUGCCCGCGCUGAUUGCCUCGGAGCUGGUGGGACUGGAGGAUGAGUCUUCGGACGAGGAAAGUGACGAGUCCGCGGGGCAGAAGAUCGCCGUCUUUGAGGGGAUUGCGUUCUGCGAGGUGUCGGAUGAGGCGGUCAUCUUCAGGAAGGAGGUUGUUACUGGCCGUCUGUGAGUACCACCAACUGGGAGGUAAUCUCUCCUGAUAUAAGGGGGGUGUUUUAUAUGGCGGGAUAAUAGCCCGUGGGAAGAAGGCGUAAAAAAGGACGACAACGAGACAAAGAAUGGCACGGGUGGGUGGGGUUGCGUCGAUAAUUUCUUUUUCUUUCUUUUUGGUCAUCUUGGUUGUCCGUUAGCGCGCUGUGUC